Molecule: messenger RNA, 2144 nt
Organism: Aspergillus alliaceus
Lineage: Eukaryota; Fungi; Ascomycota; Eurotiomycetes; Eurotiales; Aspergillaceae
Product: Cupredoxin
Exons: 3
Coding region: 1-1659 (552 amino acids)
Molecular function (GO): oxidoreductase activity; copper ion binding
Source: RefSeq, a predicted model, not a curated record
AUGAAGGAUCUUCUCUUUCUUCUCAUUAUCGGUAUCGCGCUGGCCGCCAAUCAAUUUGACAUCAACACCAACUACUACACAACAGUUCCCACUUCUGGCGUUGUCAGAGAGUAUUGGCUUGACAUCUCGAACGUCACCGCGGGCCCCGAUGGGGUCCAAAGGCCCAUGAUGGUAGUCAACGGUCAGUACCCAGGCCCCACCAUCGAGGCUGACUGGGGAGACACCGUCGUGGUCCAUGUCCAAAAUAGCCUGCAGGACAAUGGAACAAGUAUCCACUUUCAUGGAGUACGGCAGUUCCUUAACAACCAGAUGGACGGCGCAGUGUCAGUUACUCAGUGCCCUAUCGCGCCUGGAACCAGCUAUACCUAUAUCUGGAGAGCCGAACAGUAUGGCUCUAGCUUCUACCAUUCCCACUUUUCUCUUCAGUCAUGGGAAGGGGUGUUCGGUGGCCUUGUAGUUCAUGGCCCUAGGACAGCUGACUAUGAUGAAGACCUUGGUGUGUUGUUUCUCAAUGACUGGUCACAUCGCCCGUUCAACGAGAUGUACAUGGGCCAGCUUAGGGCUCCCACCACGCCAACGAUAGACACCGGCCUGAUCAAUAUGACAAAUGUUUGGUCCACCAGUGCUACCAAUACUGUUGGUAAACGGUUCCAAGCCGAGUUCGUCCCUGGAAAGAGAUACCGAAUUCGACUAGUGAAUGCCGCAAUGAAUGCCCACUUCAAGUUCUCAAUAGACAAUCACAACCUAACAGUCAUUGCUAGCGACUUCGUCCCAAUCGUCCCAUUUAUGACAAACAAUGUCGCCAUCGGCAUGGGUCAGCGCUACGAUAUCGUUGUCGAAGCAAAUCAACCUGUGGACAACUAUUGGAUCCGAUCAGUCCCUCAAUCAGCAUGUUCCAACAUACCCACCGGCGAUAACAUCAAAGGCAUUCUCCACUAUCACGGGGCAAACGGAACCGCAGAGCCCUCAACGAAUAAAUGGGCCUACGAAGACGACAUUCAGUGCCAGGACAUACCUAUGUCCGAUCUUGUGCCCUGGGUUUCACUAGACGCCUUGAUCUCCGAUGCAAUCAGGAUUACAAACCCAAUAGCGACUAUUGCCACGAUUAAUUCUGGGGUAUUCCUAUGGACCGUUGGUAGUGGCGCCUUCAACCUCUCCUGGCGCAACCCGACACUCCAACACCCUCCGAUUCCAGGUAUCGACAGCAUGAUCCCAGACCCUGGGGCGAUUGAGCUCCCCAAUGCCAACCAAUGGGCCAUGUUCAUCAUCACCACCACCCUAGGGGUCACACAUCCAAUCCAUCUGCACGGGCAUGACUUCUUCGUCCUUGCUCAGGGUGUUGGACCCUUCUCAACGAAUAGCACCUUGCAGACACGCAAUCCUCCCCGGCGCGAUGUAGCCAUACUGCCUGCUGGAGGACACCUUGUGAUUGCGUUUCCGGUUGAUAAUCCCGGAGCUUGGCUCCUGCAUUGUCAUAUGGGUUUCCAUUCAUCAUCGGGCUUUGCGCAGCAGAUUGUUGAGCGAAAGGCUGAGUUUUGGAAGUUUCUUAACCCACGUGUCUUGAAGGAGACCUGUGAUGCCUGGGAUGCUUAUGCAGCUGUAAAUCCGCAUGGGGUGCAGUAUAGGGGAACCGAAGGUCCGUAUGAGUCUGGGAUGUAAUAUUCCGAGCUUUGUGUAAGGGCCACAAAUUAGGUGUGACGCUAAAGGGUGGGUCUAGUAGCUAGUCGUGAUAUGCUGUCAGUCCGAUACAGGGUGUGAUUACGGCGCAGCAUUUGCCGAGAUAUAUUGCGUAUUUACUGGCUAGGCCAGAUGGCAACUGUUCCUUUUCAUCGGACAGGAAAUCUGUUUAGGUCAUAUGUGUAAUGCUCGCGGAGUAGAUAAUGAGUGUCAACUGCCUUGAUUUAGGCAGCAUUUUGCACACUGCGGCGGAGACUUGCAGGCGUCACGAUUUCCUUUGGAGUCCGAUCAACAUAUACUAAUUUGUUAAGACGGUCGUUGGAAACGGAGAGUUAUGGUUGGCAGAUAAUUCCAUUUGCCCUGAGUACGAUUUAAAAUUGUAGGUGACACUGAACCUGAUCAGGUCUUGUUGAACGUGGCACAGGUAGCAUAGCUCGGAUAUAUAAUUUUUUGUCACACAAUGAUUC